Messenger RNA from Haliotis rufescens (red abalone), 4582 nucleotides. RefSeq names its product plexin domain-containing protein 2-like. NCBI's taxonomy places the organism in Eukaryota, Metazoa, Mollusca, Gastropoda, Lepetellida, Haliotidae. The record is from RefSeq and is a predicted model, not a curated record. The coding region runs from base 47 to 1777 and encodes 576 amino acids. The transcript has 16 exons.
CGCGUGAACUUAGCGAGCGCGAGGCUUAGGCAAGCGACAACACAACAUGGCGGGCCAGAGUGAUAGGACGGAGUUACUAGCUGCGAUUUUACUAGCGACUUUACUCGCGGUUAUAGUUACCACAGAUGCCACAGAAGAUUUCCACGUGUCUUAUGAUGUUAGUGUCAAUCCGUCCGUCAACCACCAGCUUGUGAUAGAGUAUGAACCUCUCACCAGACAUCGCUACCGACGCCAGGCUGCCGGCAACGUAUCUACUGUGCCGCCGACCCCUGUAAUCAGUAAUGCCAGCACGCCAGACGCCACAGUCGCAUCAACAAACGUUCCAGAAACUCCUGCUGCAACGCCUGCUUCAACACUUGCUCCAACUACUCCCGCUCCAACUUCUCCCGCUACAACGCCCACAACUCCCUCUCCAACAACUACACCAACAACGGCAAGGCCCUCAACAACACAACCUGUCAUAGACACCACCCAAACAGCUAGAAGUGGAACUGGAAGCACGGUUACCCCAUCCUUACGGGAGGACAACCACCAGUACUACUCGUCAUCCAUCAUCCCCGAUGCCAUCACCUCUAACUGGAUGGAUCUGACCAACGCUAAGAGACACAAGACUUUGUCCACCAGUCACCGGACCGCAGUGACUAUUAACCUCACCUUUAAGUUCCGUUUCUAUGGACACAAUGUGACAAACAUCACCGUAGCAACAGGAGGUUUCAUCUACGCCAGUCCCUUCCUCCACCAAUGGCUGACCGCGACACAAUACAUAGCUCCACUCAUGGCCAACUUUGAUACCAGGAUCGGCGAGGCUUCUGACAUCUACUACGAUGACUUUGGUGACAAAUUUGCAGUUCAGUGGAAAAACGUUGUGCUGAAGGAUCAAAAUGAAACUGGUACCUUUGACUUCCAAGUACAACUGCAAGCAGAUGGCACCAUCAAGUUCCUGUACAAGCAGUUACCUAUCAAGCUGUCGGCUAUAUCCAGUUCGAACCACCCAGUGAAGAUCGGUGUGUCGGACGCCUUCUAUAUUGACUCUUACCUCAAAGCCCAGGGCAUACGACGUAGAACGAUCUACGAGUACCAUCGCGUAUCCUUCCACCCGGACCAGGUCGAACAGGGCACCGUCAUCGUCAUGAAGCCAUUGCCAACAUGCAACAUCAUCUCGGACUGCAAGAAGUGUGUGAAUCACGACUUUGAACAAGUGAAGUUUGACUGCAAGUGGUGUGGGUCGCUGGGACGCUGCUCCGACGGCAUCGACUGGCACCGGGCAGAAUGGCUCAACAGUGGAUGUUCCAAGCUGUUUUCACAGUCUCGGGCGCUUAAUAGUACAGCCCAAUGUGAUGCAACAACUACAACUACAACUACUACCACAACUCCUACUACAACUCCAUCUCCUACUACUACAACUCCAACUCCAUCUCCUACUACAACUGCAACUGUUCCACCUACUACCACCCCAUCAUCUACUACCACUGCAUCAGCCCCUGCUAAUGCAAGACAUUCGUCAGCGGAUUGUGGUGGGAAUAACACAGAAGGACUAUGCAAGAACCCCAACAAUUUCCCUGUUGGAGCAGUGGUGGCCAUCGUGAUCCUCCUCCUGGUGGUGUUUGUGGGUGUAGGAGUGUGGGUGUUCUACGCUUACACACAUCCUACGUCGGCUUCAGGGAUGUGGCUGAUGGAGCAUCGCCCAAGCCAGAUGAAGGAAAAGAUUGCCAACAUCAAGUUCUGGAAGUCGAGCACCCCUACUGGCACGAAAUAUCAAGUUGAGUCCGAAGCGUGAGACUGUAGUAGCAAGGGGAGACCACUCCAGAAGAUGAUAUUCUAACUAUUUUACACUAUGAUAAAGGCCACAGUUUAGUUUAGUGGGUUGCAUAAAGUAAGUAAAUAUCAAUAUAAGACAUGUACUGUUGACAAUAAGGACAAUUUUCAGUAUAGAUUUCUAAAUACUUAUACAUAACUGUCAAAGACAGUAUUUGAUCUCACUCUUAUUAGCGUAAGAAAAGUUUCACGUGGGUGAGAUGUAUCAUAGCAAGGCUUGGUAAUAACAAUGUGCAAAUUCCCAUGGAAAUCAUAAUGAAGACCAACAUUUAGGGUUUGGGAGCAGAUUUCACAAGCAUUUCCGCUGUGAGGUACUGCCCAAGGUCGUUUUGGUCCGUGUUUAUGCAGCGCUGUGAUUGCACCUCACAUUGAUGUAGUGUUACUGUAUUGCUGUAUCAAAGUGUCACCUUAUAUGGGGUGACUAAUCAGUGUCAUCUGGUUCAUCUUGAACAGAUUCUUGGGCAGAUGUUUGUCACAAAGCCAGCAGGGAGCUCAUGAUCACCCUUCGGCCAUGUUUUGUGCUCAUCAGUUGCCAUCUUUUCUAAAGAAAGACCAAUUAAUGCUCAAUCGCCAUUCAUUGAACUUUCAAUAUUUCUUCAUUUUUGUCUAACGAUGGCACAUUAUGUGUGUCAGUGAAAUGAUUUCGAGGUUUAAUCAUCUUAAACCACACAAGUGCAUUCUGAUUCCUUUUUCAACAGUUUUCGAGCUCUGGGAACAUAUUUUUCGAUAUAGCUAGAACAUGCAUAUUUUAGAACCAUCUAACAAAUAUGGCCGACAGGUGUCCACCGCUACGCUUCAAGUGUACCUAAUUAUUUUAUUAUACUCUAUUCUCCUGUGAAUAAGCCUUUAUGCGGGACACUAGAAGAGCUCUCUGCUGGUGACACAGAUACCAGUGUUUUGUAUCAUAUUUCUCCAUCAUGGGGUGCAAGUUGUUGUAUAUAUGAAUGUGUGUUGAUUCCAAGAUGAGGUAAAAAUCUGUGAUAUUAUCGACAAUGAAGGCGAUUACACAACAUAGAGGUAGUCUGAUGUUUCAACAAUGUGAACAUUUUGUUCAAGACAUGAAUCGCUUCACUGGAAUGUUUUGCAAAACAAUAAUUUGCAGCGUAGCAUUCAGUUGGUAUGAUAAAUUUCUUAUGAAUCAGAAAUAUUUUUGGCUUUCUCAAUUCCAUGUUGAUCGAGUGUUUUUACAACUAGUUGCAGGUUUAGGCCCCCAAAUGAAUUCUUAUCUUAUUUUUUACAUCCUUUGCAACACUUCUUGCUUUUAGAACACAUCAGAGUAUAUUUGAACGAAAGGUGUUUGUAAACUGCAGUUCGGUUUUAAGUUGAUUUUUAAGAAUUGAUGACAAGACGAGUUGUUUUAAGAACUGUCACCUGGAACAUUUGUUCCUGUGAAACUGUUCCUUUAUCGCAGUCACAAGAAUUAUACUACUCAAAAGAAGUUAAAGAACACCCCUUUCUUGAUAUUACCAUAGUUAAUCUGUCCUGCAUGACAGAUAAGCUACAGUAAUAUUAAAGAAACAUGUUGGUCCUUAACUUCAUUGAGUUGUAUGGAUCCGCUUAUAGAACAAUGCCUGCGUGAAAUGUCUAUGCCAUAAUGAAACAAUAUUUUUAUAUUUAGUCUGCCUGAUGAUCUUGCUUCACCUUCAAUUUUUAACUGUUUGUGACUUAUGAACAUAUCAAUUUUUUACCUAUUUGCGCAUGUUUUUGUAGAUGUUAUGAGGUUGUUCAUCAUACCUUGUUGGGGUUUAUCUUACAAGGAACAGUUUAUCCAUGGCAGAUCUGACCAUUUUUUUAUUUGCACACAUGACACAUGACGACAUAUGCCGAUCUUUUAGCACUUUUUACAAACAACAGCAAUAACUACAACCCCUAAAAAAGCAAUGUGACAAAAUUAAGUUUCUUUCAACCUCGCUGCAUAUUCACUAGAGACACUCUCAAUGAAAAUAUUAUAUAGUACAAGGUGUUUUGUGUUACGAGAGACUUACAGUGGUUCAAGCGUUUGACUUGGCCCAUGUUCGAUCCUCGCCAUCGAGACAGUGUGUGAACUCCAAAGUCACUCACUGACCAAUGUGUACAUGGCUACAGGAGACCAAUGUCAACAAGGUGUACAUGAAUACUGCAUUGUUUGUGUAUAUAGGGCAAGUACCUGUUAUCAAUAAUGUAUAAGGUGAUUGUGGAAUGCGACAUACAUAUUUGUAUAAAUUGAAGACCCUUUUCUGCACUUCCUACCACAAGAGAUUUCGAUUCUCGUAGGUUGGAAAUGUUUGUGUUAGUUUUUGUGUUGGACUGAUGAGGAUGACGAGAGUAUUGUUUUCUUUUUGGGUUUUAUUGACACUGUUGAUCAUUUUUUGUGUUUUUGCAAUUCUACCACAUUCCUAUUUUGCUUUGUGUCCUUGACAAGAUGUCUUGAUUCGCCCCAUAAGGGUGUCUUGAUGCGUUCAGUGAAGGUUUUGUGAUACACUUAACAAGAUGUCUUGAUACAUUUAACAGAAGGGGUGUUGUAAUACACUCAGUAGGCUUGUUAUAUUUGCCACACAUAUGAAUCUCACCCUCCGGAACAAAGCUAACAACUCACUCACUCACUCUCUCACUCACUCACUCACUCACUCACUGAGGUAGUCCGAGUGUCUUAUCAGAAUUACACAUAAGCUGCGUAUUUGCGUAAAAUACCCCUCAAGUCUAUUCACGACCCAAUUACUUAAACUCGCUUGUUUGAAAACAUCACACGUAAAUACCCAAUGAAGCUUUUCAGCAUGCAUACAACAGA